Messenger RNA from Hansenula ciferrii, 3633 nucleotides. It is a transcript of the gene SCP160, whose product is annotated as Scp160p. The transcript has a single exon. Lineage: Eukaryota; Fungi; Ascomycota; Saccharomycetes; Phaffomycetales; Wickerhamomycetaceae. Gene Ontology annotation, cellular component: cytoplasm; nucleus. Gene Ontology annotation, molecular function: mRNA binding. The coding region runs from base 1 to 3633 and encodes 1210 amino acids. The record is from RefSeq and is a predicted model, not a curated record.
AUGUCUGCUGAAUUAGAUCAAGCUCAUGUCGAGCCAUCCGUUGAUGCUCAAGAAUUGAACGGUAACAAUGCUGUUUCUGAUGCUGUUGAUCCUACUGAAACUGCUGCUACCUCUACUACUGAUGCUGGCGACGCUACCGUUGAUGCUGAUGCCAGUGAUGCUGAAGUUGAUGCUGAAGAAUCAACCAAUACCGAAUGGGUUCCAAAAAAGGAAGAAGUUCCACCUCCAUCAAUCAAUGAUGAAACUGCAUUCCCUGCCCUUGGUGGUUCUUCUGGUGCUUCUGCUUCUCCAAUCUCUUGGGGUCCUUCCAUGAAAACUAGUCCUGUUCCAGCUUUAGCCAAAAAAUCAGCUACAAGAGCUAAAGGUUCUACUAUUCAAGAUGCUUUUAAUAUUGUUUCUGAAUUAAGUUUAAACGUUUCUAAAAUUGAAUUUUCCAAAAUUAUUAAUGAAUUGAAAAAAAAUUAUGGUGUUUCAAUUGAAUCAACUUUAUCUUCAAUUACCAAAACUAGAUCUUUUAUUGUUAGUGGUAAACCAAAAGAUGUUCCAGUUGUUAAAAAGGAAUUAAUUCGUCGUUUAACUAAACCAGUUCAAGUUCGUUUCAAAAUCCCUUCAAGAACUAGAUCUGCUGUUAUUGGUUCUUCUGGUAAAAAUUUAAAACCAAUCAUUGAAUCUACUCAAACAAGAAUCAACAUUGAAAGAAAUUCAUCACCAGCUCCAGGUCAAUCAAAUGAUAAUGAUGAAGAUGAUGAAAUCGAAGUUACUAUCGAUGGUGAUGUUGAAGGUGUUGAAGAUGCUAAAUCACGUAUCUUACAUAUUGUUAAUGAAGAAACUAAAAAUUUAACAACAAGAAUUAAUGUUCCUGAAGAAAUUGUUAAAUUUGUUGAAAAUUUUAAUGUUAAUGAAGAUAAUUUAAAAAUUUCAGGUCCAAAUAAAAAUAAUGUUAUUUCUUUACAAGGUCUUAGAGAUGAUGUUUUAAUUAAAAAAGCUGAAAUUUUAUCACAAUUGGAAACUUUAAAAAUUAAAGUUAAAUCUGAAGUUAAAAUCAUUCCAAAACAAUUCCAUGAUGCUAUUUUACCAAAUGAAAUCUUGAAACAGUUUAACGUUGUUGUUGAAUUACCAGAUCGUGAUGCUGAUGAUGAAUCUGUUUCAUUUAUUGGUUUACAAUCAAACAUUGAAAAAGCUAUUGCUUUUGCUAAAUCUGAAACUGGUAAAGUUUCAAUUGAAAUUUUAGAUAUUUCAAAAGCUCAUGGUGGUAAUGUUCAUCAUGCUGCUUCUUUAGCUGCUUAUUUUGCUUAUUCAGGUUUAAUUAAUAAAAUUGGUACUGAAAAUGAUACUAAAAUUUCAAUUCCAAGUUAUAAAAAAUUAAGUACUCAAGGUUUAAGAUCUGUUGGUAUUACAUUAACUUCAUCAACUGAUAAAUUAGAUUCUAAAAAAAUUGCAAGAAAACAAAUUGUUGAACAAGUUAACAAAUUACCACCAUCUCGUGUUCAAUAUAUCACUGAUAUUAGCUCAUUCUUUAGUAAACAAGUUGGUUCAGCUGUGGAAACUUCUUCUAAAGCUCAAAAUGUUGCAGUUGUUCCAUUCUCUCAUUUAUCUCAAGGUAAUACUAAUGAAAUUAUCUUAAUCGCCUUAGAUAAUGAAGAUGAUGAAUUUGCUCCAUCUCAAGAUGAAAUUAAUGAAAGAUUAUCAAAAGUUAAUGAAUCAUUAAAUGAAUUAAGAAAACUUCAAGCUGAUUUGAAAACUACCACCUUAGAUGUUUCAAAUGAUAAACAACAAUUUAUUGAAGGUCCAAAAGGUACAACUUUAAAAGCCCUAUUAAAAUCAUUUGAAGAAGCUUCAUCUUCAAUCAUUAUUAAAUUACAUUCAAAUGGUGAAUCUGAAUCAUUAGAUCAAGUUUAUUUACAAGGUAAUAAAUCAGAUGUCGCUAAAGCUGAAAAGGAAAUUAAUAACUUAUUAAAAGAUGCUGAAAAUGUUAAAGAUAUUUAUAGUUAUUCAAAUGAAGUUUCAGUUCCAGCUAAUGUUUUAUCAAGAUUAAUUGGUAAAAACGGUGCUAAUUUAAAUGCUUUAAGAGAUCAAUUUAGUGUUUCUAUUGAUGUUGAAGAUAAUGCAUCUGGUGAAAAAGCUUCAUUAAAAAUUACCGGUUAUAAAUAUAAUGUUGAAGAAGCUAAAACUCAUAUUCAACAAUCAUCAAAAAGAUGGGCUGAUGAAAUUACUAAAACUUUACAUAUCCAACAAAAAUACCAUGGUUCUUUAAUUGGUGCUGGUGGUCAAUACGCCAAAAGAUUACAAGAUAAAUAUCAUGUUAGAAUUAUCUUUACUCAAGGUUCAGAUGAUGUUGUCAUUAGAGGUCCAUCAAGAGGUGCUGUUAAAGCUGAAGAAGAAAUUAAAGAAUUAUUAGAUUAUUUAAUUGAUAAUGGUUAUACCAAAGAAUUACAAGUUCCAACCAAAUCUUUAUCAAGAGUUAUUGGUAAAAGUGGUGAAACUAUUAGAGGUAUUGCUACUGAUGCUGGUAUUGAAAUUGAUGUUCAAAACCAAGGUGAUAAAGCUGGUGAAUAUACCACUAUUUUAUUAACUGGUACUAGAAAAGGUUUGAAAGAAGCGGAAUCAAGUAUCUUAGCUAUUGUUAAAGAAGUUGAAGACACCAUUACUGUUGAAUUAGAAGUUGAACCAAAAUACUAUAGAGAUAUUUUAGGUCCAAAAGGUGUUACCAAGAAUGCUAUUAUUGCUAAGGCUGGUGGUUCUGAAGAUCAACAAAGACGUCUAUUACAAAUUCCAGAUCAAGGUUCUUCAGAUAAAAAAAUUUCAUCAACUGGUUCUAAAAAAAUUGUUGAAUCAAUUAUUGAACAAGUUAAAGCAUUAGUUGCUGAAAAAGAACGUUCAAUUGUUGAAACAUUAUCAGUUCCAAAAGAUAAACAUAGAGUUAUCAUUGGUCAAGGUGGUUCAGUUCGUCGUUCAUUAGAAACUGAAUUUAACGUUAAUGUUAACAUUCCAAACUCUCAAUCUGAUUCAACUGAUGUUAAAAUUACUGGUUUACCAGAAAAUGUUGAAAAAGUUAAAGCUAAAAUUAAUGAAUUAACUGCUGAUGACUGGAAAGCUUCAGUUGAUGUUCCAGCUUAUUUACAUGCUGCUGUCAGUGAAAGAGGUGCAUUUACAAGAAAAGUUAGAUUAGAUAACAAUGUUGAAAUUGAACAUGGUAAUUUAUCAGGUCGUGCUCAUAAAUUAUCAUCACAAUUCCCAACUCCACCAAAAACUGUUAUUGGUUCUGAUGAAGAAACUAUUAAAUUCACAAUUGAUGAAGAAUCUGAAGUUAAGAAAGAUGAUGUUGUUAUUCCAUGGAGAUUAAAAGGUGAAGCUGAAGAUGUUGCUAAAGUUGAAUCUCAAAUUAAAUCAAGAUUAGAAAAAGUUUCCAAAGAUGAUACCUCAGCUUUCUUAUGGGUUAAAAAUCCACAAGUUUUCCGUAAAGUUGUUGGUCCUCAAGGUUCUCGUUUGAAUAACAUUAGAAGUAAAUCAGGUUCUCAAAUUUACGUUCCAAGAAAUUCUGAUAAAGUUAAUGAUGUUAUUUAUUUAAGAGGUACUAAAGAAUCUUUAGAAAAAGCAUAUGCUUUAUUGAAAUCUGAAAUUGAAAAGAAAUAG